UGCACAGGCAAAGUCAGUGAGUGAGCUGUGAGCAACGACGAAGAUGAAGAGAAGCAGUAUUCCUAGCAUCCUGCUGAUGCUUUCACUGGGGGCAGCUCUCCUCGUCGCCGACGACGUGGGCGCCAUUCUCCUGCCAAGCCAAGAUAAAGACCAAGUGGCCAUGGCGGCGCCCAGGCCGUGGAAGUGCUGCGACGUGACCAUCUGCACCAGGUCGAUCCCGCCGACGUGCAGCUGCCAGGACGUGGUCGACAACUGUGCUCCAACCUGCGAGGACUGCAAUGGUUAUGUACACCCACCCCGCCGUGUUUGCCUAGACCGCUACACCGGCGACCCCGGGCCUAGGUGCACGGGCGCCGGCACCGGCGGUAACUGAACUCUACGUACUACUAUACUACUCUACGCGCACCGGUUGGAUCGUCUACGGUUAUGCGAACGUACACCGUCGACGUGUGUUACUACAUGAAUGGCUACUUAUGUUGUGUGUGGUCCGGCAUGCCUAGCUGCUUGCUGUGCAUGCUGCCUGUGUGUAAUAAAAACGGGUGGCCUUUCAUCAAAAAAAUAAAACGGGUGGGGUCGGGCUACGUA
Molecule: messenger RNA, 585 nt
Organism: Triticum aestivum (bread wheat)
Lineage: Eukaryota; Viridiplantae; Streptophyta; Magnoliopsida; Poales; Poaceae
Product: Bowman-Birk type trypsin inhibitor TI1
Exons: 2
Coding region: 44-373 (109 amino acids)
Cellular component (GO): extracellular region
Molecular function (GO): serine-type endopeptidase inhibitor activity
Source: RefSeq, a predicted model, not a curated record